Molecule: messenger RNA, 824 nt
Organism: Suillus paluster
Lineage: Eukaryota; Fungi; Basidiomycota; Agaricomycetes; Boletales; Suillaceae
Exons: 4
Coding region: 162-797 (211 amino acids)
Source: RefSeq, a predicted model, not a curated record
AUUCCAGGAGAUAUGCCUUGGCAAGUCGCGGCAUCAAACCAGCCGAUCAUUGAGAAUCAAAUCCCAAGGUGCUUCGGAAGACGCUCGCUAUAUCAGUUCAGCCUCAUCCGUCCAAUUAUCAACCACAAGUCUGAGUCUUCCUGACUCUCCAGAGUCCGACCAUGUCUGAAAAGAAAGCCCCAACAAAACGGAGAAGCAGGGCUACAGUCAAAGCUGAAGAAGGCGGAGACGACUCGCCAGGUUUACCACAACCGACUACAAGUGCUAGUACUAGCUCUCGGAAAAGAAAAGCUGUCAAUCCUCUACCAAGGGAGCUGCUAGCACCCGUCACUCACAUGCAAGACCUAAACGCAGCUAGAGAAGAACGACGGUCAGAACUCGUACCAGUACCUCAUAUCCUCGAACGUCAGCGCUCUCGCCGUGCACAUUCCUUCCAUCCAUCAGAUCCCCCAUUUCGUCGUACGCCCGCUGACUUACGCUCGACGCGAAAACCUAGCGUAUCGAACAUCGCCCCACGACCACCGCGAUCCCGGCGAUCAAGCAUGCCAGGUCCAGAGCGCAACAUGCUACAGCAUGCGUGGCAUACUGUCAUGACCACCGAUCCCCUCGUUGACUCGGAUGAGGAAUGUCAUGAUAGUCACGUUCGAACAGACUAUGUCAAGAGGAUGCAAGUCAUUUCUCGCCUAAGAGGCAGGCCACCAACUCCAGAAGGAGAAGAACCUGCAUAUGCAACUCCAAUGACCGGGCGGCCAUCACACUUUGAGGCUCACGCAGGGCGUCUCCCCUCUGUAUUCUGAACACUCGGAAUUGUUACGGACUACAUG